Messenger RNA from Microthlaspi erraticum, 219 nucleotides. Lineage: Eukaryota; Viridiplantae; Streptophyta; Magnoliopsida; Brassicales; Brassicaceae. The record is from the annotation of a GenBank genome assembly.
AUGAAAUGGUAUAUACAAGGGUUGGUGUUUGGAUACCUCAGUGCCCCCCAAAGAACUGGGAGGCAAGGUCGUGGUCUGGAGAUGGAGACGGCCAUCAGGAGCACUCCACUCGACUGGGUUCCUCACUCGAUCGAGCUUGCUCUUGACUCGAUCGAGUUGUGCCUCGAGUUAGCCACUCUUCUUCCUAAAACCUGCUCCUGCCGGGGUUGGAUCUUCUAG